This is a messenger RNA of Cladocopium goreaui, 369 nucleotides long. The record is from the annotation of a GenBank genome assembly. Lineage: Eukaryota; Dinophyceae; Suessiales; Symbiodiniaceae.
GAUCUCAAUAAGCUCGGUGGCGUGGAGCUCAAGGCCUUGCAGGGCAUGGCAGCUGUGUUUGCGGGGCAGGCUGGGGACGGAGCUCCGGGGAGCAGGAUCGCAGUAGAGAAACGGUUGGUGCCCAGUCGGAGCAUCUCACGGGGUCGGCCUUUUGGGGGGGCCCAUCUCGAAGGCUUGGUGCGAUCUCAACCACCUGAAUCUGAAGAUCGGCAAUUCCGGCGCCAAGGUGCCGCUCGGGCCCUUGUGGGAAGCCGCGGCGAGUCCAAGGGUCCGUGCUUCUCUAGAGACUCUAAAGUCCCGAAGAGGAAGAUUGGUCGAGAGUCCCAUGCUUCGCUGGGAAAGUGGUGGUUUUGUAUUCCACUUGGAUGA